UGGCCGCUGGAGGAGCAUGACUAUCAGAGGUAUAGCAGGCAGAUGAUUGUGCCUAAUUUCGGGCUGCAGGGCCAGCUCCAUGUAAAGCAUGCCAGGGUCCUUGUCGUCGGCGCCGGCGGCUUGGGCUGUCCCGCAGCAGCAUAUCUCGCCGGUGCUGGCGUUGGGACGCUGGGCCUUGUGGAUGGGGAUGCGGUGGAGGUGUCGAACCUUCAUAGGCAGGUGGCGCAUUCGACGGGCAGGGUUGGCAUGAUGAAGGUUGAUAGCGCGGUGGCGUAUCUCAAGGGGCUGAAUCCGACUAUUAUUUACAAUGCUCACGCCACUCAUCUCACGCCGCUGAAUGCCGAGGAAAUCGUCUCGCAGUACGACCUCGUCCUCGACUGCACUGACCAUCCCACCUCGCGAUAUCUCAUCUCUGACAUUUGCGUUCUUCUCUCCAAGCCGCUCGUCUCUGCCUCUGCCUUUCAGACGUCCGGCCAGCUCAUUGUGCUCAACAACCCCCCCGGAAAAGGCCCCUGCUAUCGCUGCGUCUUCCCGAAGCCGCCUCCCCCGGAGAGCGUCGUUGGAUGCGGAGAGGGAGGCAUCAUAGGACCUGUUGUGGGGACCAUGGGCGUGUUGCAAGCGCUUGAGGCGAUCAAACUGAUUGUGAGGGGAGAUCAUCUGAACAAGGGUGGAAUAAAUGGAGAAGUAGAAGACGUGAAGCAGGUUGGCUUGCUGCUUUUCAGUGCCAUGGGUGAUGUG
Trichoderma atroviride IMI 206040 is the source of this 738-nucleotide messenger RNA. RefSeq lists its product as uncharacterized. Lineage: Eukaryota; Fungi; Ascomycota; Sordariomycetes; Hypocreales; Hypocreaceae. Gene Ontology annotation, cellular component: cytoplasm. The record is from RefSeq and is a predicted model, not a curated record. Gene Ontology annotation, biological process: tRNA wobble position uridine thiolation; protein urmylation. Gene Ontology annotation, molecular function: URM1 activating enzyme activity; nucleotidyltransferase activity; thiosulfate-cyanide sulfurtransferase activity.